Perca fluviatilis (European perch) is the source of this 1239-nucleotide messenger RNA. Its product is annotated as retinol dehydrogenase 7-like. The coding region runs from base 118 to 1116 and encodes 332 amino acids. NCBI's taxonomy places the organism in Eukaryota, Metazoa, Chordata, Actinopteri, Perciformes, Percidae. Gene Ontology annotation, molecular function: oxidoreductase activity. The transcript has 5 exons. The record is from RefSeq and is a predicted model, not a curated record.
UAUACUGUCUAUGAGGAUACCUGAGUUCCCCGGAAGUUACCUUCAAAUAAAUGAAGUAGUAAAAGAAAUCUUCACUAUCUGUGUCUCUCCUGAAGAUUCACGUCCUGUUGUCCUGCCAUGCGACACUUAAUGUAUUCACUCUCCGCACAAAAAAUGUACCUGUAUAUCCUUGGACUGGUGGCUCCCUGGUUCGCCUAUCGCUGGUACAAGAACAGCAGAAGAGUGCCCAACAAGGAAGAUAAAUAUGUCUACAUUACUGGCUGUGACAGUGGGUUUGGCAAUCUCCUCGCGAGACAUCUGGACAAGCUGGGCUUCAAUGUAAUUGCAUGCUGUUACACUGAGAAGGGUGAGGAUGAGCUGAAGGAGAACGCCUCCGACAGACUGACAACCUUUCACCUGGAUGUCACUGACUCCAAGAGUGUCAGCGAAACGGCAGCUCUCAUCAAGACUGUGGUUGGACAGAAGGGCCUGUGGGCCGUGGUGAACAAUGCUGGAGUCGCUCUGCCUUCUGGUCCCACUGACUGGCUCACUAUAGACGACUACAAGGACAUGAUAGCUGUCAAUCUGUGCGGUGUAAUCGACGUAACACUGAGCGUCCUCCCUCUCAUCAAGAAGGCCAGAGGCAGAGUGGUGAACGUCGCCAGUGUGUUUGGGCGAGUCACCCCGUUCGGCGGACCGUACUGCGUGUCCAAGUACGGAGUGGAGUCCUUCAACGACAGUCUGCGUUUAAACAUGGCACCAUUUGGUAUCAAGGUUGCGUGCAUUGAGCCAGGCUUCUUCAAAACUAAUGUGACUGACGUAGUGGGAAUGCAAAAUAACCUGAGGAAGCUCUGGGACAGAUUACCUCAGGACGUGAAGGACGACUAUGGACCUGCUUUUUUAAAUGACUCUAUUGAAAUGUUGACUCAACGGUUCAGGAUGUUGACGGACAGCAACCUGAUGAAGGUGGUCAGCUGCAUGGAGCACGCCAUCUCUGCCGUUCAUCCUCGUACACGCUACUCUGCCGGAUGGGACGCUAAGUUCUUCUGGUUGCCUGUGUCGUACAUGCCAACCUGCAUCUCCGAUAGGCUUUUGCGUAAACAUAGCCCUACUAUAAAACCAAACCUGCUAAUUUGAAGUUCAUGUAUAUCUUUUUUUUUUUUUUUUUUUUUUUCUUUUUACUGCAAUAACUGUUUGUACAUGAAGGAUUAUUCCAUUGACGACAGCAUUUUCUGUAUCAUAAAACGUGUUUGGCUCUUU